Messenger RNA from Cololabis saira (Pacific saury), 993 nucleotides. Its product is annotated as hepatic lectin-like. Lineage: Eukaryota; Metazoa; Chordata; Actinopteri; Beloniformes; Belonidae. The record is from RefSeq and is a predicted model, not a curated record. Bases 79 to 798 code for a protein of 239 amino acids. The transcript has 8 exons.
AUUUGGGACCAAGUGUAUUCUGUGCUGAAUACACUGAUUAUCAAGAUAAACCCUGAAAACGGCUGGAUUAACACCGUCAUGGAAAGUCAGUAUCACCACUUUGGACAGGACGAUGGCCAGUCUGUACGGGGAGAGCACAACAUCAGCACACAAUCAGGCAUGAAGAGGAUGGCGAUGUAUAUCCUUUACAUCAUCCUGGUGCUGCUGCUGCUGAUUCUGCUGAUGGUUACAGGGAUCAAAUUUUCCCAGUUAAACAGAGAAAUCACUGAAGUCAAAGUUUACCUUCAGACCAUCAGAAACAACGGAAAAGCUCCACUGUCUCCACUGUCUCCCACCGCUGAACCAACGGUGGAGGAGGUCGUUUUGAAGAAACUUGUCCCAGAGAGAGGACGAUGUAGGGCAGGAUGGGUGAGCUUCCAGGGAAGCUGCUACCUGCUCUCCCUCACCAGCAUCACCUGGAGCAAAGCAGAGGCUCAGUGCGUAUCACAGAGGGGACACCUGCUGGUGGUGAACGGCGCAGAGGAGCUGGACUUCAUUUCAAAAAUAGUUGAAAUCAGAUAUAACUACUGGAUUGGACUUGUGGAGCGACAUAAUGAAGGACAAUGGAGCUGGGUGGAUGGAACUGACUUCCACUCAACCCCAACUUUCUGGGACAAAGGUCAACCUGACAACUGGGACUACAGAGAGAAUGGAGAAGAUUGUGGGCAGAUUCACGCCUCUUCAAUUCGCAAACGCAAGCUGUGGAACGAUGCCGACUGUAACCUGGUGUACAGAUACAUCUGUGAAGCCAAGGCAUAAUGUUGUCAAAGAGAGACAUCCCAUGAAUGAUGAUCCCUCGUCAAUAUGUCAGAUCUGUUAAAGUGGGAAAAGAUGGCUAAAAUGCAAACAGAUGGAAACAUGCAUGCACUGUAAAUCUUUGAGGGUUUCAUUGAAAUGAUGGCCUGGGUUCUUUUUAAAUGAAUUUCAAUAAAGACACUUUCAGUGUUGAAGAUU